This is a messenger RNA of Pseudonaja textilis, 745 nucleotides long. Lineage: Eukaryota; Metazoa; Chordata; Lepidosauria; Squamata; Elapidae. The record is from RefSeq and is a predicted model, not a curated record.
GGGGUUCACUCGGUUCCCCUUUUUUGCCGGCCAGGACGUCAGCAGCAACGAGCUGCGUUCCCUCCCCGGGAGCAUGAGGACUCUGGAGUCUCUCCGGGACCUCAACGUUCGCCGCAACCAGAUCACCGUCCUGCCUGAAGAAUUGGCCGAGCUUCCGCUGGUACGGCUGGACUUUUCCUGCAACCUGGUGCCUCGCCUCCCCGUCUGCUUCCGCCACCUGCGGCACCUCCAGUGCCUCCUUUUGGAGAACAACCCCUUGCAGUUCCCACCUGCUCAGGUCUGCCAGAAAGGCAAAAUGCACAUCUUCAAAUACCUCAACGUCCAGGCCUGCGGCAAAGGCAGGCCGGACCUGGCCGAGCUGGCCCACCAGGGACGCCCCAGCGGUUUCGGCACGUGCCUCCCGGAUGAUUUCUACCCGGCCCGGCAACACGGCGGCCUCGACUCGGGCUUCCACAGCGUGGACAGCGGCAGCAAGCGGUGGUCAGGCAACGAGUCCACCGACGAGUUCUCCGACCUCUCCUUCCGCAUCGCCGAGUUGGCCCGCGACCCCAAGCAGCUGAGGGAGAAGCGCGGCGGGGCAGGCGAUGCCGGCGAACUGGAGCAGAUUGACUACAUCGACAGCAGCGUCAACGGGGAGGAGGAGGAAGAGGAGGAGGAGGAAGAGGAGGAUCCGUUGGGGGAGGAAGAGGCGACGGGGGGCCCUCUGGCUGGGAGGGCCGGCAAGGCGUGGACGGUGCCCCACGAG